CUUCAUCUCAUUCAUACCAUCACUUUUAUUCUGUACAGUUUUUUUUCACUAGAUUUGUGUUUUCUGCUGUAGAAUAGUCUUUUUAUUUCUUUUUUUAAAUAUGAUUACCGUUUCAGAUCCGGGUUUGUAAGGUUAAUUCUUGCCCAACUCCAUCCAUAUAAUAUAAUAUUCUAUGUAUGAUUCUGAGAGUACCUGGGUUGGUUAAGACUUCUGGUCAAACUGGUUGCUUCUUCUCUGUCUGGGUUUUAUGUAAGGCUGCAAUGGAGUUAUACGAUAUAUAAAGCUUAAGCUCGUAUAGUUGGAGGCUCGAUACUCGAGCUAAUUUAUUAAACUCCACAAGUUAUGUAUUGUUCAAUUACCUCUUGUGUUCAAAAUCAGUUUUUAAGAGCCCAGGCAUGCAACAGUAAAUUUGAGCUCGGCUUGACAUUGAUCAAGCUGAGCCCGGCUAUGAGUAGCUCGCGAGUUGCUUUACAACCCUACUUGUUAGAGGGGAAAGUCGCAUUGGUCACAGGGGCAGCAACUGGAAUUGGAGAGAGCAUCGCACGGCUGUUUUGCAAGCAUGGUGCAAAAGUUUGCAUAGUAGAUGUGCAGGACAAUCUUGGUCAGCUGGUCUGUGACUCCCUCGGUGGUGAUCCAAACACUUUUUUUUUCCAUUGUGAUGUCACAAAGGAGGACAAUGUCCGUGCUGCUAUUGACUCUACUGUUGAUAAAUUUGGCACACUUGAUAUCAUGGUCAACAAUGCUGGGAUUUCAGGCUCUCCUUGCUUUGACAUCCGUAAUGCGGACUUAUCAGAGUUUGAGAGGGUAUUUGACGUAAAUGUGAAGGGAGUUUUCCAUGGAAUGAAACAUGCAGCUCGGAUCAUGAUCCCACAAAACAAUGGCAGCAUCAUUUCUGUCUGUAGUGUUGCAAGUGUCAUAGGGGGUCUGGGUCCCCAUGCAUAUACGGGGUCAAAACAUGCUGUUUUGGGGCUGAACAAGAAUGUUGCAGCUGAGCUGGGAAAAUACAGGAUACGUGUGAACUGUGUUUCUCCUUAUGCAGUUGCAACAGGCUUGGCUGUGGCUCACCUGCCUGAGGAGGAGAGGACAGAUGAUGCCAUGGCUGCUGUUCGUGAUUUUACGGGUCGAAAUGCUAAUUUGCAGGGAGUGGAGUUGAUGCCUGAAGAUGUUGCUAAUGCUGUGCUCUUCCUGGCAAGUGAUGAAUCUCGGUAUAUAAGUGGAGCCAAUCUCAUGGUUGAUGGAGGCUUCACCACUGUGAACCAUUCCUUGCGUGUGUUUAGGUGAUAAGAGAUAUGCUGUUCAUAUGAGCCAUUCCAGGAGGUUGGCCGCCUUACUAGCUUGGCAUUAUAUCGUUGGACCUGAAUUGAUUGGCUUUUUAUUAUUGAUAUUGUUGUAUCAAUAAUUAAUUUGGGGAAAUUAAUUAAAAUACGUACCAAAUUUGCCGCGUAAA
Messenger RNA from Mangifera indica (mango), 1447 nucleotides. RefSeq names its product zerumbone synthase. Gene Ontology annotation, cellular component: cytosol. Gene Ontology annotation, molecular function: xanthoxin dehydrogenase (NAD+) activity. The coding region runs from base 343 to 1281 and encodes 312 amino acids. Gene Ontology annotation, biological process: abscisic acid biosynthetic process. The record is from RefSeq and is a predicted model, not a curated record. NCBI's taxonomy places the organism in Eukaryota, Viridiplantae, Streptophyta, Magnoliopsida, Sapindales, Anacardiaceae. The transcript has 2 exons.